Puccinia graminis f. sp. tritici CRL 75-36-700-3 is the source of this 1755-nucleotide messenger RNA. RefSeq lists its product as uncharacterized. Gene Ontology annotation, biological process: mRNA splicing, via spliceosome. Gene Ontology annotation, molecular function: protein binding. The transcript is spliced from 6 exons. NCBI's taxonomy places the organism in Eukaryota, Fungi, Basidiomycota, Pucciniomycetes, Pucciniales, Pucciniaceae. Gene Ontology annotation, cellular component: Prp19 complex; precatalytic spliceosome; catalytic step 2 spliceosome. Bases 1 to 1416 code for a protein of 471 amino acids. The record is from RefSeq and is a predicted model, not a curated record.
AUGGAUGAGACCGCCGACCAGCAGUUCGAGGGCCAGCUACCACUUCAGACAAGACACGUCAAGAUGGGUCGAACGAGUACGACGGCGACGGAAGAGCUAUCGGCUAUCGAGAGAUCUUUGAAACGAACUCAUGCGUUGUUCGCCUGUAACAAACCGUUGGACUGUAACGAUGUCGAACGAAAUCUCCGGAUGCGAGUGGCGACCAAGACCUAUGACGAGUAUCGCGAUUGCAAGUCUCUUCCCUCCGCCGUCCUUGAUCAGCAAGCUUCCAGCGGACCUUCGAGGCCCCCGCAACAGCAAGCUCUCAAAUCGAUCACAAGCGGGCCCCAGGGACCAUUACGGAUUCAAGCCGGGCCAAGUGAUCCGAGCGAUUCAUCUCAGUUGACUCGGGCCGAUCAGUCCCAAUCCUCUCAACACGCCGCACACAAGCAAUCGACACUUUUGUCCAAGUCGCUGAUCCGACGGCGCGAGGCGCGGACGGUCAAGCCUGACUUCCACCCGCAAUGGAAGCUGCACCGGGUGAUCUCGGGCCAUCUGGGCUGGGUGCGAUCGGCAGCGGUCGAGCCGGGUAAUCAAUGGUUCGUCACCGGCGCUGGGGAUCGGAUCAUCAAGGUCUGGGACCUCGCCAGCGGCAACCUCAAGCUCAGUCUCACCGGCCAUAUCUCGACCGUCAGAGGUCUUGCCGUCUCCGAUCGUCACCCCUACCUCUUCAGCUGUGGGGAGGAUAAAAUGGUCAAAUGCUGGGAUCUCGAGCAGAAUAAAGUCAUUCGCCAUUAUCAUGGUCAUUUGAGUGGGGUUUACUCUCUCAGUCUUCACCCGACUCUUGAUGUACUUGUGACUGCGGGACGUGACGCGUCGGCUAGAGUAUGGGACAUGCGAACCAAAGCUCAAGUGCACGUGCUAUCUGGUCACACAGCGACGAUUGCUGAUGUGAAGUGUCAAGAGAGUGAUCCACAGGUGAUCACGGGAUCGAUGGACUCGACAAUUCGCCUGUGGGACUUGGCAGCCGGACGGACGAUGGCCCAGUUAACUCACCAUCAUAAGUCGGUCCGGAGUUUGACGAUCCAUCCGACCGAGUACUCGUUUGCCUCCGGCUCUUCCGGGGGCAAUAACAUCAAAAAGUGGAAGUGCCCCGAGGGAAUGUUUGUGCAUAACUUCAGUGGGCACGAUGCGAUCAUUAACACGGUCUGCGUCAACGAAGAAGGGGUGAUGUAUUCAGGUGCUGAUAAUGGAUCGAUGACUUGGUGGGAUUACAAGACUGGCUUGCCCUUCCAGACGAUGAGUGAUAUUCCUCAGUCGGGCUCAUUAGACGCCGAGGCCGGGGUGUUCUGUAGUACCUUUGAUGCCACCGGGACUCGUCUUAUCACUGGUUGUGCUGAUAAAACCAUCAAGAUCUACCGCGAAGUGGUCUCUUGAGUGAGCAGUCUGACCAAAAUCUCGUCUGAUUGUGCGUGGUUGAUGCUGCUUGUUUCCUCUGCUUGGUUUUGUUUGACUAUGUAAAUACCGCUGCCUGAAACAUAAUCUAUGGAAACCUCAUUACUUUCAACUGUCCUGGAAAAUCGUCUGGUCUGCUUAUCUUUGUUUUGUGGAAGUGUAAUACUGCGCUUCACUAUGUAUACCAUCGCUACCAACAGGGUAGCGGACCCAGCGUUGGCACUAUGAAGUCAGUCCAUCAUACCCAGUUUAAUGAGUGUGGAUGUAGACUGGCGUUUCCGGUCGACAGUGACAUACAAAGUAUGAUCUCAUGGAAAUCAC